Saccoglossus kowalevskii is the source of this 2132-nucleotide messenger RNA. RefSeq lists its product as uncharacterized. The record is from RefSeq and is a predicted model, not a curated record. NCBI's taxonomy places the organism in Eukaryota, Metazoa, Hemichordata, Enteropneusta, Harrimaniidae.
CGGGUAACCAAUCGCGUAUGGGUUAUUCGGGUCAGAACUAUGACAACACUACCCUAUCGUCGAAGCUAGCAGCUCGCGCAAUAUACGGCACGUUGAGGCCGUGCCCAGUGUACAAUGCCACCCCUUUCGACAUUGCAGCGAUAUAUCAAACUUUCCGGGGAUAUAUACACAAAGAGAGCCUAGUAACAAUGAGCUGACUCGGGAAUCGGUCAGACAUCGUGUUUCCGACAGUGUGUUCUAAACACCUCCUCAGGCAUCGUGAUUGAGAUAUCUGUGCUAAAUCGUCGGGAACUAGAGAGCUUGAUGGAGGACGUGGCUGCCGUGGGGAACUAACCAUCGAUUGACUACUUAGACAAGUGUGUGUGUGUUGCGGACAUAGCGACGGGGCAACUCAAUACAGUAUUCCAUAUAUAAUAGAAAACUCCUCUGGGAGAAGAUGGCAUCAGAGGGUAUAGAAAUGGCCAACUUACCAAAUCCGUCAAAUACAGCGGACUCACCCGGGCGUAAAUUACCCAAAUGGUUCGUGGAUCAAACAAACACAAACCAUCAACAGGCCGCAUACCUGGCUAAAAUAUAUCGAAUGAAAAACCAGCUAAUACAAGAAGAACGAAGUAAAAUGAAAACAGCGGUAGAUCGUGUUUCCCAUCGAGGAACGGCGAAUAAAUACAAAGCGCCACCACCGUUAAUAUGGAAGCCGGGCACGGGGCCAACAGUUGCCAUGACAGCAAGGGAGCGGCAGCUUGAGAAGAUUCGUAGCAUGCGACAGCGCCCUCCACAUCCAAUGCUUCAUCCAAUUCUGGGACAGACAGUGUUCGAUUCGCCUCGGAGAGCGAGUAGCGAACCCAAACUGAAAACAGAUAUGGAAUCAACAAGUUUGACAUUUCCGCGAAAAAAUUCAUUCCUCGACGCAUUUUUGAACAAUAGCAUGGAAGGUAACGGUUCCAGCUUUUCGCAGUUACGUUCGAGUGAAGGAAACCACCCAGGGGUAUCCUCAUUAAUGAAAAACAUUAUCCCCACGGCGAGUAUACCAAAUAUCGGACGACGAGCUGUUAAUACAAGGGAGAGAAUAGGAGGGUUCACGGUCAAGAAAGCUGAGCACCCACGCGACAAAGAACACGAUUCGAAACCCAGGGGUAAACUAUAUAAAGUUACGGAAAGACACGGACAAAGACGAUAUCUGAAAGCCGAUUCGGAUGAGAUUGACCUUUCACCCGAGACUUAUCGGUUUGAUCUACCGUAUGAAGACAAUGUGUCUCGAUGGUAUAGGAAAGGUGAUCGCACGUUACUGGUCCCUAACAGCACGCCUGUUUCCUUCGCUGAACUUAGAGGGCGCGAGAUAGAUGACGCUGUUAUCAAACAAGUGAAAUGGAGCAACGAUUUAGUCGUCCUUCGGAGACCGAGACAAUCGGGAUAUUUUGGUCAUUCACAUAGCAACGAAGAUGAACUGAUUGGAAAACAGCGAGAGGGUAUCAAACUACCGCAAAUCGCCAACAAUAAUAACUCUGUAUUCCAACAGGAGUCAUACCGUGACGCCGAUAACGUCGACGCCGAGUGCCCUGUUUGUGUUGUGGAGAGGACGUCGGACGGCAGUGGUUCACCCAAUAACAAAAAACACAUGAUACACAUAGACAUGCCUACGUUGGAGAUGAGCGCAGCCAACAGCCCAGUGCAACCACCAAACAAACACUCCCCACUUCCGCCACCACCAGUACAAACCAGUUCUACUGGCAAAACACUUCGGCCCAAAUCAGACUGAUUCUAAUGGCUGCCUGCAAUCGAAUAUGCAGUCCUUUUCCAGUUUUUUUUUUCUUCUCAUCACUAUUGAGCUUUUGGAUUUAUUUUCUUGAUUUCUGUCCAUAUUUUUUUUAUCAAAAACCUCCAGCCCCCCCCCCCCAGAUUUUAAAUGGCGACCCUUAAACAAACACUACACAUAACGAGUCUAGUUCUCUCAAAUUCCUAGCGAAUUGGCUAACUGCUUGCUUGAGUUUUGACUAAACGAUUGGCUUUCGAAUUUCGCUGGCGCCGGUUUGUGAUCGCGUCCACUCUUGGCGAGUCUAUAUUGCAUUAGGGGACAUAGAAUGUUUUUACGCAUCCUCAGGUUGGUACAUGUCUGGAUUCCCCUGAAUGAUUUG